Nomia melanderi (Alkali bee) is the source of this 1923-nucleotide messenger RNA. The record is from RefSeq and is a predicted model, not a curated record. NCBI's taxonomy places the organism in Eukaryota, Metazoa, Arthropoda, Insecta, Hymenoptera, Halictidae.
GGAUCGGCCCCCUAAAUAAUGAAUGCCAACGUCAAUCGUUAUCUAUAUGACUACGUGUUUUUCACAGCAUUCGUAUUAGUGCGUUACAACUUUUCAAUUUAACAUCGAUACACCUUCCACGCGCAAUGUGGAAUUCCCACGACCCAUAGAACACAGUAUAUCCGUAUUAAACACACAAAUAUACUACUAUUUAUAAUAAUAAAAGGUGUCCACUGACGAAGUCAGUUUAUCGUACUUGUAAAAAACUGCAUCACGUAGAAUAUUUUACACAUAUGCAAUGUGUCUACCUUUAAAUUUGAUAGUCUUUCAAAUUACAUGUGCAUUCUGAAUUACGAUAAAUUUUUCAAAUUUCGAUUUUUGCCGAACGAUUUUCCGAAGUAUCACGAAGCGAAUGAAGUGGUAUGAAUUAUAGUGAAAAACAUAUGACUAUUGCUUAAUAACGAAAUUCAUAAAAAUUAGAAAAGCUAUUAGAAAUUUGAAAGUAUGAAUUUAAUGUCCAGAGAAGAAAUUAAUAUUAGACGACUCCUGACAAGAUGUGAAUUAAUGGCAAAAGAUGAUCCUCAUAAGGACUGGAAGUUGGAGAAGUAUAUUCUUGCAUUAGAUGAUAUGAUGAAACAAUUACAAACAUUGCCAUGUAAACCAUGUAAAGAUGUUAUGACAGGUUAUAUUAAACGAAUAGAUUUUUUAAAAGGACUAGUAAAUACAACAAAAUUGACUAAUCCUAUGGAUAGAGUAGCAGCUGUACAAAUGCUGUCAAAAAGUCCUGCAACGUUCAAUGAUUUAUUAGGUUCAAAUAUAACAACACAAAUUCAUCAAAAAACUACAGCCAAAUAUAAUCUAGAAUUACGAGCAGAAUUAUUUCAUACUGACAAAGGAUCUUUAGGAGAUGGUGUAAGACAAAGAUUAUCUACUACAAAUAUGCAAGAUGAAGAUUUGGAUUUACUUUUAAAAUAUAAUAGAAAUAUUCAAGAGAAAAUUGCAGAAAAUAUGCUCUCAAUGACUAGCAGUAUGAAAGAACAUGCUUUAGCGGCAAAUGCUAUUAUAAAGAAAGAUGUUGGAUCACUUGAGAAAUCUGACAAAUUGACAGAUGUUAACACAAAUAAAUUAAAAACAGAAUCGUUAAAAUUGAAGGAACACACUAAAUCGUAUUGGAGAUGUUGGAUGUGGGUGAUGAUAGCAUUUGUUUUAGUUGUCUCCUUUAGUAAGGUCAAAGUCAUGCGAGCAUUAUACAAAUACACAGCACAGAAUGCGGAUGAAUUAUCUUUCGAUGAAGGUGAUCUUCUUUAUGUUUAUGAUAAAGAUAUAGAGCCCAAUUGGUGGAGAGCAAAGUGUGGAAAUCGGGAGGGUCUAGUACCAGACAAUUAUGUUGAAGAACAAACUGAAGAAAUUGAGUUACCGUUGCAUGAUGCUGCAAGACGCGGAAACCUUUUACUAUUAAAAGAAUAUAUAAAACAAGGAGUUUCGGGUACAGCUUUAGAUACAGUGGGUAAUACUUCAUUAUAUUGGGCUGCACGUGCUGGUCACAUAGAGUGUGUAAAAGAACUUGUAAACUUACCAAAUCCUAUAGUUAAUACUCAAAAUAAAAUGGGUGAAACUCCAUUACAUGCAGCAGCAAGCCGUGGACAUGUAGAUAUAGUGAAUUUAUUAUUGCAAUACGAUGCAGAUCCAACAAUAGAAAAUAAUGACGGUCUAGUUCCAGAACAACUAACUUCCAAUAUCUCAAUUAAAAAUAUAAUACAAUUAAGUAGACGGCAUUAUGAUAAAACUUAUGGAUAUACAGAAGAUGAUUAUAAUGAUGACAGUGAUUAAAAUAAUAGAUUGUUUGCUCUUAACUAAUUAAUUGUGAUUAUUAUAACCAAAUAAUAUUGUCGUUAAUAUUUAAUUAAUAAUACAGUAGUUAAAUUAGCACUUAAAAUGUAAUUU